Cynara cardunculus var. scolymus (artichoke) is the source of this 1061-nucleotide messenger RNA. Its product is annotated as RPM1-interacting protein 4-like. Bases 237 to 989 code for a protein of 250 amino acids. The record is from RefSeq and is a predicted model, not a curated record. NCBI's taxonomy places the organism in Eukaryota, Viridiplantae, Streptophyta, Magnoliopsida, Asterales, Asteraceae. The transcript is spliced from 4 exons.
CAUCUCUUUCUCUCCAUCUCUCUCUCUCUCUCUGCCCUCCUUGAGUUUGAGUUUGAGUUCGAGUUCGAGUUUGAAUUCUCAGAGAAUCGACGAACUCGAGAGGUGUAGUAUCGGUUUCAUUUUACUAAAUUAAGAUCUCAAACUCAAAGUCGCAUUUCGUGCUUUCUAAUCGCUGAAGAAUUGUUCUCCUCUGUCAUUUUUGGGUCUGAUUUUUGAUAGCUUCAUUCUGAAUAGAUAUGGCGCGUCCAAAUGUACCCAAAUUCGGCAACUGGGAAAGCGAAGAUAACGUGCCUUACACGGUUUAUUUUGACAAUGCUCGGAAGGGUAAAACCGGUGGAAAGAUGAUCAAUCCAAAUGACCCAGAAGAGAAUCCCGAAAUGUUUGCUGAUAAAACACCUCCGGCUCCAACUCUUCGCUCCAGAAACCACACCCAACCGGAAGAACCGGUCGGCAGGCGGGCAGUUCGGCCCACUCAAGAUAAUAGGGUGAGCAGGGAAGAUAACGAGUAUCCUGCCCCUAAUGAGAACACGGGCCGGCGGACUUCUGGCAGCUCCGCCAAUCAACGUGGUGGUCAAGGGACGGGUGCAGGUCGUCCGGUGAAGCAUAGUGCUGGAUCCGAUCAAAGCUUUGACCGAUCACCGAUGCAUCCCCAUUAUCAGGCAAAGGCCGCCAAUAAGGGUAGCGGAUCUCCGGCUUGGGAAGGAAAGAAUUCUUAUGAUAGUAGCCAUGGAACUCCUACACGGUCGAGAAUGAAGCCGACUCGAGGCGACGAAUCCCCCGAUAGAGGAGCUGCCGUUCCGAGAUUCGGCGAGUGGGAUGAGAACAACCCUUCAUCGGGUGACAACUAUACUCACAUCUUCAACAAAGUACGCGAGGAACGUGUAACCGGAUCACCCAUGGUGUCUGGUUCCGAUGCACGACCAAAUUACAACAUUCCACGUAACCAGAAAACUGAUAGCAAGUGCUGCUGCUUCCCAUGGUCCAAGUAAAUCAAGAUUUUGGAAGUUUUGUGAAUAGAGGGCUCUGCAUAUUCAGAGUUGGCUUCAUUUGUCAUACAUUAC